Messenger RNA from Zootermopsis nevadensis, 2241 nucleotides. RefSeq lists its product as uncharacterized. Gene Ontology annotation, molecular function: protein binding. The record is from RefSeq and is a predicted model, not a curated record. Lineage: Eukaryota; Metazoa; Arthropoda; Insecta; Blattodea; Termopsidae.
GCGAAAGUUGCAUCAUUAUAAAUUGAAAUAUUCAUAAGCUUUAUUUUUUGGGAAGACAUAGUACUGGGAGUAAUCUGUGUUUAUACUUUCUGGCUAUGAUUAUCUAAUAUAAUAUAGUCGAUAUUUUUUUAAUUGGGAAGAAAUACAUUUCCAUUUACAUAUUUCUUAUGUAAUGUUGGUAUUCGAUAUGUACGAAUGCUCUACAAGAGUUAAUGUUGUUCGCAAUGUGGUGGCGGCGGUUUAGUUUGUGGUUGUGUGUGUGUUAUAUGCACUGUUAUGAGUCUUGAAGUUUUUUGCAUGGAUCCAUCAAUUUUUCCAGAAGAAAUAUGGAUCAAAAUACUCAAGUACUGCCAAGUAAAAGAUAUAUUAUCAUUGGGAUGUACUUGCAAGUAUCUAAAUAAGAUCGUCAGUUUGGAUUAUUUGUGGAAACAAAAAUGGACACAGCUGGUGUCUGUGUGUGAUUUCGAUUUUCCAAGUGUGCAUGGACUGAGGCUGAACUACAAAGAUGUGUGUUUACGGCUGCACAGUAUCCUGCACUCUGGUACAGUGUUCCCACGUUGCUCUCACUGUAUGAAGUUCUCGUGUGAUGCCUCCUGCUCAGAGGUUCUUUGGUCCAAGGUUGUUGUGGACAUUGGGAACAAAUACACCCGGGUCAUCGCUCCGAGCUUUAUCAUGCGUCGACACUUCACCAUGUUUGGCAUUCCCAAAAUGUCACCAAAUGAGAACAGCACAGACAGGGGUGGCACACAGGACCCUGGUGGUGCAGCAGACACUGAGGUAGCAGUGUCUGCUGCACCACGUGUGAGACAAACCUCAAAGUGCAAACGCCAAGUGAACGGUCCAUUCUGUGUGUUCUGCAAUCCUAUGAAGCUGUAUCGUGAGAAAAAGCGAGUGGGUCAGCAGAAUGGUGGGGCUUGUUGCCCCAGCCAGUACUCAGAGCUUGUAAAUGGCUUCUGCACUGACACUGUCAACAUAUUGGGAACCCCCAACAUGGAUAUAGUAAGCCCUGCAGCAGCCCUCCUGCAAGACAACUGCUACCCUGUUGUACAAGAUUUUGUGGGCCACCUUUUUCACCAGAUGAGACUGAUCCCAGUACUGCAGAAACCGAAUGCCGUCCUGGUGUUCUGCGAGCCGCUGGCCAUGAGUGAUGCUCUGCGCAUCCACUUGCUGCACUACUUGUUCCUCACAAUCAAGGUUGCCAGAGUGUGUAUGAUUGCUAAGCCACUAGCAAUCUGUGCUAUGAUGCGGCUGAAUACGUGUGUGGUGGUGGACAGCGGUGCAUUCAGUACAUCAGUAGCGGUCAUACUAGAUGGACAGGUGGUGCCAGAACGAUGGAAACACAUCCCAGUGGGCGGAUGGCACGUUGCCGAGAACCUGAAGCUGGCCAUGCAGUGGCAGCCGAAAGAGUACACUGAGAUCCCCAUAUCAUACCUGGACACAUUGGCUGUGAAAGAGAAGUGUCGCCUCAGUUACAACUUUGCGAAUGAGGAGUGUCGCAAUGGGCCUGCACGCCGGGAGCACAUAGACUUGCGUGUGGACAGCUAUGCAGACUGCAAACAGUUCUGGAGGGUGUCUCUGGGGCCAGAGCUGUACCUUGCCCCAGAGAUGAUGUAUACCAGUCUCGGAUUGCCUCGGGCGAUACGGGAUGUGACUGACGGACUACCCGUAAACGUCCUCAAGGAGUGCCUGAGCCAUAUCCUACUAACAGGUGGCAACACUGACCUGAUGGGCUUCAAGACACGCGUGGCACGAGACUUGCGUGACCUGUUGCCAGAAUACAGCACUGUGAUCAAUGUCAUGACGUGUCCAGGCCUGAACAGUUCGAGUGUGGCUAUGGGCUCCACCUGUGUGACUUCGCCACGCAUAGGAGACAAUUCCAGCCGAACACCAGGCAGCCCAUUCUGCCCAUUCUGGUUGUCUCGUGAAGAGUAUAUUCUGUAUGGCUGUGAUGCUUUGAGUGAGGCUCUGUGAUAGUAACAGCACAUCAGUAAUGCGAAUUCUGUUUCAACAAAAGAUUGUAAUAUGAAAUUUACCGGCUGGAAGAGGGAAAUUUGAGUGGAUGGAUGAUCUUGGUGCACAAAUCUGAGUGUAAGUCAGCAGUCACACUAAUAAUAUUUAUUAUUUAUAUAUGUACAUGAAAUCAAACAAUCCAGCCAUUAAUACUCCAAAUUAGUGUCAUCACUCCACCAGUUUCUGUCUCUUUUUCACUAGCCCAAACAAAAAAUAAAUUAUUACUAGCAA